Sinocyclocheilus grahami is the source of this 1604-nucleotide messenger RNA. RefSeq names its product proteasome (prosome, macropain) assembly chaperone 2 (gene psmg2). NCBI's taxonomy places the organism in Eukaryota, Metazoa, Chordata, Actinopteri, Cypriniformes, Cyprinidae. Gene Ontology annotation, cellular component: nucleus; cytosol. The transcript has 7 exons. The coding region runs from base 175 to 945 and encodes 256 amino acids. The record is from RefSeq and is a predicted model, not a curated record. Gene Ontology annotation, biological process: proteasome assembly.
GAACGCAGACAUCAAUAAUGAGUAGUUUAGAUUGUUUCUGGUCAGGCAUUAGGCUGCCCCGCAGUAACGCAGGUCCUUUCCCCACAGCGCAGGAAACUGAAAGUAAAAGUCUCCACGGAUCCACUGCAAGUCAUCUACAGUUACUUUGUAAAUCCGACACAAGCCGUCUUAAAAAUGUUCAUCGCGUCGGGGGACGUCGCUCCCUCUUUUCAAGGCUUCACUCUGAUAAUGCCUGCAGUCUCCGUCGGGAAUGUGGGGCAGCUCGCCGUGGAUCUCCUCAUCGCAACACUGAAUAUGCCCCGAGUGGGGCACUUCCACACAGACUGCCUCACUGCCAUGGCUGGGAACAGCCCCUACGCCGCAUGUGCCCAGCUCAGCACCGGCGCGGAGGUGUACUCUCACAGGGACUUAAAGCUGGCUGUGCUGCAGAUCAGGACACCCAUCAUUCAGACAAAGGUCAGAUCAUUCCGAAAGCUGAUGGUUUCUUGGAUCAAGAGCAGUGGGUUCCUCAGGAGUGUGCUGCUGUCCAGCAGUCACGCGUAUCACAGAGACGACCAACAGCUUCAUGGCACACCUCUGCGGUACCUGCUGACCCCGUCUCUGCAGAAGGAGGAGGCUCCGAGGGUGGAGGAGUUGGGCUGGAGGGAGAUGGAGAGGAUCAGUGCGUUUCCCGGGAUCUCUGACUCAGAGCAGCGGCUCUACAUUCCCGGAGGAGGAGUGACCAAAGCCCUUUACACAGACUGCUGCACAGAGGACAUCUCUAUGGCAGUAAUGCUGAUCUUCUGCUCAGAAGGAGACAACAUUCCUGACGCGUUUGCUCUCGUUAACCAUCUCAACGACUGGCUCCAUCUGCUGGAAAAACCUACACAGGGUACGGUGCAGUGGCGGGUUCCUCCCUCGUGGAGGCUGCUGUUCGGCAGCGGUAUCCCACCUCUUCUCUUUUGAAGCACGGCUUAAACCUCACGCUUGCAUAUGGAUAUGCCUGAUGCAACUCUGCAGGUGUGACCGUUUUAAACAUGAACCAGAGAAAUCACUGAUGGACUGAUGGUUGAGCGGUCAAACUGCACAAAGCACUGAAUACACAUUUUGCUUGUAAAUAAGUGAAAUGGUACAGAAAUAAUAAGCUGUAGCAUUAUUUUUGCCAAAUCGUGUGUCCCGUGUCAUUUUUUCUUUAUAAUGCUAGUCAUGCUGAUAGUUCAGCUUUCAUUUCUCUCCACCCAGCGGUGGAUGGCUCUGGCUCCCUGCCAUCUGAGUUUCCCAGCAGAGCAGCACUUCUUGUAAUGUGACGCAGCUCUGAACCUGCUGGGACCAGUUGUGUGUGACGUUCUUGUGGGAAGAAAGUGAAAACAUUUAAAGCCCCUUCUGCAUAGUUUGGCCAUUUUUUUUCCAUUGUUGGUGCAUCAAAAAUUACCAUGUUAGCAGUGUUAAGUCAUGUCCCAUCACGACUGUCUGAAAUCUUGUGACACAAAUGAAAUAUCAAGCGCUGAAUCAAACAAAAACAACCAAGAAAAGUCCACAUCAUACACCACCUUUUGGGGUUAGUAAGAUUUUAAGGGGUUUAAGCGUGUAGCUUGUUAGAAUGGCAAAGGAUCAGCAAUCUCCAC